AUGGCUGUCUACCAACCUUCGAGCGCAGGGCAGUUUGCAAGUCGGAACAGGGAGCUGCCUUCGAGAUACACAAGCAUCGUGGAUAUACUUGCUGGGAGGGUGCCUAUAGGCCGACUCAUCAGCGUCAUGGGCUUGGUAAAGGAUUACCAAGUUCCCAUCCCGACGAAUGGAAAUCAUCACAAAUGUACAAUCACUAUUUACGAUAAAUCGGUAGAAUACGACCAAGUUGGCCUUUCCAUUAGCAUAUUUCGUCAACCCGGUGAAAUGCCCAGGCCUACAGCUGGAGAUGUCCUAGUCAUUCACUCGGUCAAGGUCCAGUCGUAUCGUGACACCAUAUCAUUAAUCGCUAACAAAACAACGACGUUCUACAUCUACUCAGCUUUAGAAAUCCCUGAGCCGCCACAGUCUGCCGAAGGUGCUCUUCAGUCUCCCCAGCAUGUUCGAGCCCUUGGCGCGCAAGACCACGAGUAUGUGUCUUGCUUGUAUCACUUCACCAACAAAAAGUCAAUUCCGGAUAAGGAAACCUUCCAGAAUCGUGUUGAUCAAUCGGCCCGCGCAAAAGACAAAUUCUGCAAGCUAGAAAAUGUCGUAGACCACCAGUUCUGCGACAUCAUUGUAAAUGUAGUGAAGGCACCAUUUGAUCAGAUGGACAAGGCCACUUUCUGGGUAUCAGAUUAUACCGAGAACAGUGCUUUCCACAAGUUCUCCUGGGAUGGUGCUCAGCAGCUGGAAGCGCUGGGAGACCAGGAUGGCUACCUCACUACAGAUUAUCACACAGCAACCAAAUGGGCCGGCCCCUUUGGAAAACGCUCAAUGCAAAUUACCUGUUUCGAACCGCAUGCUUCUCAAGUCAAGUCAGAAGUGCAGUUAGAUCAAUGGAUUCGGAUUCGAAAUUUACGCAUCAAAUUUGGGAAAAAUGGUCUCAACCUGGAAGGUACAUUACACUCUGGCGGCGAGUUCGCCCACCGGCAAAUCGACGUCUUGAAAUGGCAAGGAAGAGACGAUUGUGACCCGCGUCUCAAAGAUGCCAUUCGGCGAAAAAAAGAUUAUGAGAAUCUCAAGAAAAAACAAAUGAAUAGCUUUGCAGAAAAUGCGCGUGCAGAAGAUGCAGGUAUGAAGCGGACGGCAGAAAACAGUGAGACACCAAAGCUGAAUUCGAAGAAACGACGGACCCAGAAGCGAGCGGCUGCAAAAAAGGAAGUCGAGGAACUAGAUAAGCAGGCUGAGGAGCGACUCGGCUUGAAUGAUCUCAUCAGAUGUGAACACAGUGAACAGCCCACGACCGCCGUCUCCUCCAUAGUUGAUCCGGUACUCUGGAAGACCACAGUGGAGGGCGAGGAAGUGACGUUGACACUCCCUUUCACAUGUGCUAACUAUCGUACUAACGUCCGUGUUGUUGACUUUCGUCCACCCAAAUUAGAAAGUUUCGCAACCUGGCGCGCGAGCACUGAGUAUGACGUGCUUUCUGACUGCAGCAGCGAUUCAGACUCGGGGUCUGACGGCGACAACGACUCCCUUACCCAGGGUUGGGGGGAGAAAAUCUGGGAGUGGCGGUUUGCGCUACAACUCGAGGAUGCAGAUCCGAAAUCGAAAGGAGAGAACAAUAAGUUCUGGGCAGUUGUCAACAACGUCGAGGGGCAGCUGCUAACCGGCUUGGACGCUUGCGAUCUCCGAAAAGAUCCAGAUGUUCUAAGCUCCCUUCGUGAACAACUCUUUAGGCUAUGGGGCAAUCUCGAAGAGCUGAAGCGGCACGAGCAGAAUCAACAAAUCACAAACCUGCGACGCGUGGCAGCCAACCAACCACCCCCAAGCUCGCCAGUGUGUGUCGAUUAUCCAUACUCGCAACGAAAAACUGACGACAUAAAGAAUAAGGGCCAUAAUGGGGUUGGACUGUCAAAUAAACCAUUUUCAUGCUGUAUUCGGCAGUACGGUGUGAGCCUACGGGAGCCUGAUCCGCAACGCGCAGACGCUGGCGAGGGCCGUCGAUGGGCGAGGGUAUUUGGGCUCUUUGGGACCAAGAUCCACUCUUUCACACUCGACUCACCAUUAAAUUAG
Molecule: messenger RNA, 2055 nt
Organism: Xylaria bambusicola
Lineage: Eukaryota; Fungi; Ascomycota; Sordariomycetes; Xylariales; Xylariaceae
Exons: 4
Coding region: 1-2055 (684 amino acids)
Biological process (GO): telomere capping; regulation of telomere maintenance via telomerase
Cellular component (GO): nuclear telomere cap complex; chromosome, telomeric region
Molecular function (GO): G-rich strand telomeric DNA binding; telomerase inhibitor activity
Source: RefSeq, a predicted model, not a curated record